GAAGAAGAAGUAAUGCCAGAAGAGCAGCAUGAUGGGAUAUGAAAGUCCUCCGGCGGCGCGCUGCCGCCAUGUCACCUAGAGAGAAACAUUUAGCGCUUCUCUCUGCUUUAGGCGUAGUUAGUUUUGCUCUUUACUAUAUCCCCACGUUUUUCUACGCGACUUUAAUUCUUGCAGUUUGUUGUAUUGUGUGUUACUAUCAUAGCGGAGAACCGCUUCCCGCCAGGUUAGGCCUGAAUCCACGGGCUGGGCUUAACGUCCCAGUCGUGCUCCGGCGCUGGUUGUGGGGUUGGGGGGUAACCGGCGUGUCGGUGGUUGCACGGGGGAAAACCAAACAAAGUAACCGAAACAAAACCGAGCUCCGGGAGUCGGAGGGACACUUCAGAGAAAGGUUCAGUGAAACUGGGAUUUAUCGGAGGGAAACCUUGGAAAGUGACUCAUUUCUUUUCAGCCCUCGGGAUUUCCUCAUGGGGAGUUACAUCGGGAAAACCGAAAGUCCAUCUGCUGACUCUGGGAGGCCGAGAGCAGGGAGAAAUCCCCGAGAGCAACUGCGGGAAAAACUGUCCAGACCCAACCAUGCUGUCUUUACCCCGAACCGGAGGCUGUCAUUCGCUGGGGAGCCACUGGGGACAGUGGGCAGGUUCACCAUCACCCCCCAGCGUCACUACCCCCUGCAGCAACCCGGGGUCUCAUCAGUGGGAGUUCUACCUCCCGUCAAGUGGGAUGGCUUCAGGAAGAAAAACGUCCUCAGCCCCCGUAACUCCCCAGCUGUCCUCAGCCCCGUCACGGUGAAGAUCGCCAGGCCCGACCACCACAGCUCCCCCAGUUUGGACCAUGUUAGUUGCACAGGGCUCCCCAGGGCCCCUGCGGACCCCUGCUCCAGAGAAAGUGUCCUCAAGGUGUUGAAGGAAAGCCGUAAGAGAGAAGUGGAGGAUGAGGAGAGAAGCUUCACAACGGAACAGCGGAGCAAAAGGAGGCGUAACGACAGCGGCGGAAGCGCACACUCUGCUUUUGGGCCCCUUUUGCCCAAUGGAACACCUUCUCAGCUUGUCCCGAAGCCAGGAAGCUUGAAAAGAGGUAUGACCUCACUGAUGGAGGAGUCCACCAUGAAGAGGUCUCGCACGUCCUCCAUCAGCUCUGGCAGUGGAGUCCAUGCCCCGAGAGGAACUCCAGGCACCAUGAGAAAUCCUAUCCACAGCUCCUACAGCUCUUCACUGGGCCUCAGCCAGUGGAAGAAACGGUCGGCAGCCAGCUCCCCUCUGUCCAGCCCAGGAUCAUCUCGCUCUCAGACUCCAGAAGGAGCCUCAAAAAGAUCCAGAGAGGAAGACGGACAGUCUCCCAGCUCAGCAUCCUCUGUGAGGUCGGACCAAGCAGCUUCUGAAAAGUCACCCGUUACUUCCAAACUGACUCCAGUACCCAAGGUCCCUGUCACCACCUCAGCAGACUCUGCUGGUAGUGGAGGGAAGAGAAAACGGAAGAUCCAGCUGGUGUCCAGUCACCGAGACGAUCAGAUCUCUCUGCCCCCACCUCCAGAACUGGGGUACACCAUCACGGUGAAGGACUUGGAUGAAGAGAAAAAGGCUGCCAUAAGCAAGAUCCAGAAGGUCCUGGAGACACCCGCUCCAGAGCCAGAGAAGUCUGCCUCUCCUCCAGUCACCACAUCCACCCAGCCGCCCUCCUCUGCCAGCGCUGCAACCACCACCACCCUGAGCAGCCUCCUGGCGGCUCCUCUGCCCACAACUUCCAGCUCUGCCAUCCCAGUCAUCAACCUGGACCCCACCCCAAACAGCAGUGUUAGUGCAGCCCCUGCAGCCUCCAACCCACUGCUGGAGGCUCUGAAAAUGAAGAGCAGCGUUCCAGCAAGCUCCACCUCUGCUGGCAGCACAACUGCAGUGUCUGCAUCAACCACACCGGCACAACCCAAGGGUUUAAACCCGGCCGUCUUGACUACAGUGGCCCCACUGCUCCCUCCUGCCUCCCAGCCUCUGUCCUCCUCUGCUGGUGUGGAGCAGCCCUCCGCCUUUACUCAGGUGCUGGCUCAGGUCACCAAGGCUUCGAGCAGCACUCCACUUACAGCAGGAGCAGGCCUGUUCGGACUGCCGAGCCAGAUGAGCAGCCCAGCUGCUUCUUCAGCCCCUAACCCGGUCUCUACUGCGGCGCCAGCCAGCGGCUCAGGGUCAGUCAGUAAUCCCAAUCCUCUGCUGGCUUCAGGGUUCAAGCCCAUCUUUGCCGUUACAACCACCUCCUCCUCAGCCACAUCAACCCCAGAAAGCAAACCUUCUGUCCAAAACUUCAAGCCCAUCUUUGGAGGCACCACUGCAGUCGCUGGCUUUGGACAGCCUCCAUCCCUCGCAACCACCAUGCCAGCCUCUACAGUUUCUUCAAGCAGUACAUCCUCUGUGUUUGGAUCAGUGAGCAGCACUGCAGUUGCCCCUUCUGUUUUCCCUGGCAUGACCAACACCCCCACUGACACAGCCUCCACCGGCUCCGUCACCUCCUCACAGACUGCAACCCAGCCAGCUGUGAAAUCCCUCUUUGGAACCUUUUCAGCACCAUCGACCACCAGUACCAGCUCAGCUUCAGCACCUGCUCUGAACACAGGGAGCACAUUUCAGUUUGGAACUGUUCCCACCACUACUGCAGCUGCAGCUGCCCCCGCUGCUACCACAGCCUCCAGCAACAGCACAUUUACAUUUGGCGCCACACAGCCAGACCCUCAGUCUGCCAACCAGAAGGUAUUUGCUUUUGGCCAGACGGCACCCAGCCAGAAUACAACCACUGCUUCAUUUGGAGGCUUUGCCAUGGCCAGCACAACCUCCACUGCUCCUGCAGCCACCACCCAGUCCACUUUCACCUUUGGACAGUCGUCAUUUCAAGCGCCAGCGGUGCCGUCAACCUUCGGCUCCUCAGCAGCACCGCCGCCAAAACCGUUCACCUUUGGAGGCAGCGGAGCAUCAUCCACGCCUGCCUCUAACCCCGCCCCAGCCCCCGCUCCAGCCCCCUUCACUUUCGGGGCGGCUGCUGUCACCACAGCUUCAAACUUUGGGACCCCAGUCAAACCAGCCUUCGGAUCCAGUUCCACUGGCUUUGCUUUCGGUGCCACCACUGCUCCCUCAGCUGCACCCAGCUUUGGUGCAGCAACCCAGACUCAGAGCUCCUCCUCCUCCUCCUCCUUCACCUUUGGCAGCGCCGCUCCUCAGCAGGCUCCCUCCGGCCCUGCUCAGUCAGCACCCAGUGGAUUUGCCUUUGGUGCUGGUAUGCCGUGUCCUCAGUUUGGAACUCCAGUUUCCAAUAAUCCUGCACCGCAAAUGGGAAGCUUCAACUUUGGGGCUGCUGCUACUGACAAACCAGCUUUUGGGACGUCGACGCCAUCCUUUGGGCAGAGUGCUGCUCCAGGUCCACUUCCCUUUGGAAGUCCUGCUACUCCAGUCCAAGGCUUCAACGCAGUUCCUUUUGGGUCUCAAGCGACUCCGUCCUUCUCUAUUGGAGCCGGAUCAAAGCCAUCUGGAGCGCGGCAGAGGCUGCAGGCGCGGAGGCAACACAACAGGAAGAAGUAACCUGCUGGUCAUGUCCGGCGCCGCUUUUCAGAGGACUUGGCUGUUGCAGCUAAUCUGGCUAACAUUGCUCUGUUCUAAGCCCAACAUCCCCCAAACAGGCCGCCAACAUGCCCUCUGCUUCCUCCCCCUCCUCCUGUGGUUUGUGCUGGCCCAAAACAUUGUGUUUGCAGAGGAGGUAGAAAGAGCACACCAGUUUGCUGAGCUUAUGCUGCCUGGAUGACUACAUGACCCGGUGAGGGAAUGUAGCAGCGAGGAGUCCAUAAUAAUGUUCUAUACUUGAAGAGGGAGAAAAGACAGUUGACCAGUUUGAUUCUGAACAAAAGCAUAUCCAAAGUUCUCUUUCCUUUACAGUAUGGGGACACUCAUUGGUUCGUCUUAAGGAGAAAGUUGAGUCCGGCAGAGACGGAGCCUUGGCUCAAACAUUUAUUUUUGUACAUGAAGUGCUCACUGGUGUGUAUGUGAUAUUUGUGUACAUUAUCUGAAUGAGUCUGAAUGGUGUGAAGUGCACAGUUGGUUCAGAUAAGAGUACACAACACUGCAGUGUAAAUGUAAAGUUAUGAGACGUUUUGCAUUUUAAAUUAUUUUUUAAUUGGCUUUCGGACCCUGUAAGUGAAUGAUGUUUCUGCACUUGAAGGGCAACGUAGUAGAUGUCUUAAUGUAGGUAGUGCAGACCCUUGUGUUCUUGUUUCAUACCAGUUGUCAAUGCAAGCAUUCCCAGAGUCCUCCUGUGGACGGCCUUUUUGGUUUGUUUGUUUGUUUGUUUGUUUGUUUUAAUUGCCAACACUGAUGUAAUUAGCAGGUCAGUAUGUGGUGAGGAUGACUACUCUCAACGUGUGCUGACAAACCAAAGCCAAUUCUAUGAUCUUUAGCUCAUCUUUAAAUCUUGAGAUGUGUUUGUUUGUGCCAGACUACCUCUCGUUACUCCAGGCACUGAAUCCGUGUUAUCUCACUGAAAAAGAUCAAUUCGAUUUUUACACAAGUACCUUAAUAAAACAGCAAGUUUUAAACAUCCGCUCAGCAACACGUUAUCCCCCCCGUCUGAAAUAUCAUGGUUACAAUAGAUUACACCGCAUUAAUGUAAAAUCAGAUUAGCUAAAUAUACAAGCUGUCAAAUUGAAGACGCUUUUCUGCUUGGAAAUUCUCACUAUGAUGCAGGGAUUUUUGUAGUCUCUAAUGUGUUUUGCUUGUACUGUGAGUUGAGAAAUUUUGUCAAGCAAACAUGACAGUUAAGUAGUCAAAGAUAUUUUAUCAGAAUGAUUUCUGUUCUCAGUAAGAAUCUCCUCUUGUGAAAAGUGAGCAAGUAACCGAUGCAGUUUUUGAUGGUUAAUUUUGAAUUAAUAAAAUCUGAAUUUUGGACGUGGAUGUUCCAACAAGAACACAUUC
This is a messenger RNA of Scatophagus argus, 4937 nucleotides long. RefSeq names its product POM121 transmembrane nucleoporin (gene pom121). Gene Ontology annotation, cellular component: nuclear pore. Bases 39 to 3554 code for a protein of 1171 amino acids. The record is from RefSeq and is a predicted model, not a curated record. Gene Ontology annotation, molecular function: structural constituent of nuclear pore. NCBI's taxonomy places the organism in Eukaryota, Metazoa, Chordata, Actinopteri, Scatophagidae. Gene Ontology annotation, biological process: protein import into nucleus; RNA export from nucleus. The transcript has 13 exons.